This is a messenger RNA of Pocillopora verrucosa, 791 nucleotides long. The record is from RefSeq and is a predicted model, not a curated record. Lineage: Eukaryota; Metazoa; Cnidaria; Anthozoa; Scleractinia; Pocilloporidae.
CUGUGGCCCAGCAGGCUAGCUAUGAAAUGAACAAGAAUCCUCGAGGAUUGUGCGUCAUCGUGAAUAACGUCGACUUCCAGAACAAGGACCUGAAUCGACCAGGAGCCGAAAUAGACGAACGUAGCCUCCAAUUUCUAUUCAAGACGCUUCUCUUUGAAGUGAUUAUCCGGAGAGAUUUGACGAAACACGAGUUGGAGAAAGUGGCACAGGAUUUUGGAGAAGCAAAUCACGAAGCGUAUAACGCGUUUGUAUUCAUCGUCAUGUCGCAUGGAGGAGAUCGCGAUUGCAUCUUGGGAGUCGACGGGAGGGAGACAAACGUGAAGAAUUUGAUGUCCGAGUUCCGUGAGAACAAGUGUCCGUCACUUAAGCAUAAACCCAAAGUAUUCAUCAUCCAAACUUGCAGAGGAUGUCGAGGAGACGCUGAUAAUUCAAUGCCCUCAUCUGCUAAUGAUAUCAGUUUACAGGUGGUUACAACGUCGUCACGGGAACAGAAAAGCUCCCAGCCAUGUGGUACUGCAUUCAGUACUGACUCCACCCUCCCACGGAGUGUGUUUCCACCGGAAGCUGACUUUGUCUUGGCCUUCGCCACCGCGCCCGGUUACGUAUCAUAUCGAGAUCCGCAUCAUGGCGCCCGGUUCAUACAGGAUUUAGUCGAAGUGAUCAACAAAUAUCAUCGUCGUCAUCACUUCCUUGAGAUCUUGACGGAAGUCACUAGACUGGUAGUGAAGCGUGGUAACUCUGUCCAGGUUCCCGCCCCUAUGGAUACCUUAACUAAAUUUCUGUACUUGUGA